This is a messenger RNA of Odobenus rosmarus divergens (Pacific walrus), 1347 nucleotides long. RefSeq names its product naked cuticle homolog 2 (Drosophila) (gene NKD2). Gene Ontology annotation, biological process: negative regulation of Wnt signaling pathway. The record is from RefSeq and is a predicted model, not a curated record. Gene Ontology annotation, cellular component: cytoplasm. The coding region runs from base 1 to 1347 and encodes 448 amino acids. The transcript has 10 exons. NCBI's taxonomy places the organism in Eukaryota, Metazoa, Chordata, Mammalia, Carnivora, Odobenidae.
AUGGGGAAGUGUCAGUCCAAGCACGCCGCCGCAGCCCCCCAGCGGAGAGAGAGCCCCGAAGGGGACAGCUUCGUGGUGUCCGCGUUCGCGAGUGGCCGCAAAGGCACGGAGGACGCAGAGCGCAACACCGGCAGCAAGCAGGAGCCGCCUGGCGGGGACCCGAAGGAGGGGCCUUUCUGGGAGGACCAGUGUCCCCUCGAGGUGGCGCUCCCCCCGGAGAAGGCCGAGGGCCGUGAGGCCACAGGACCGAUCUCCGGCGUGGUCGAUGGAGAGAGAGCAGCAAGCCGGGAGGGCCCACGAGGGCCGGGCAAGAAGCCCCUCAACAUCGAUGGGCUGCAGUGUGACGUCUCUGUGGAGGGGGACAGCCACCAGGAGUGGACGUUCACGCUCUACGGCUUCGACCACAGCGGCAAGGCCACCAGGGAGGACAUGUCCAGCCUGGUGCACACCAUCUACGAGGCCGUCGAUGCCUCCGUGAGCCACUCGUCUGGCAGCAGCAGGACCCUCCGUGUGAAGCUGACCGUCAGCCCUGGGUCUCCCAGCAAGAGGAAGGAGAGUCCCGCCACAGGCCAGGACCGGGAGCCCACUCGCUGCAGGACGGAGGCCGAGCUCACUGGAGACCCCGGGGGGGCCGACAAGAGGCCGUCCGCAUGCGCCAGGAGGCCCGGUGCCGACCCCCACCCCUGCUGCGAGCGCGGCCCGUACUGCGUGGACGAGAACACCGAGCGGAGAAAUCAUUACCUGGACCUGGCUGGGAUCGAGAACUACACAUCCAAGUUCGGACCUGGGGCCCCAUCGGCACAGGCUAAGCAGGAGCACCCAGGCAAGGCCACGCACCCCCAAAGCAGGUCCCGCUCCCAGGAGGCGGACACACACACUGCCCUCCAGCGCAGGUCCCAGGUGCUGGCCGACCACCCGCUGCCGGCCACAGAGCCCACUGUCAGGGCCCUGGACGUGCAGCCCCGGUUGAAGGGGCAGGAGAAGCAGCUUCUCAAGUCCCCCAGGGGCUCAGGGCGGCCACCUGGGGCACCAGGUGCAUGCAAGCCUGGGAGAGCCUUCGGCUACGCCCCGCCGGCUGCCCCGCCCCAGGCCCCCCAGGACGGCCACCGCCUCCCACAGCCCCCACCACAGCCCUACGGCCACAGGCGGUCCCGGCAAAAGAGCAGGGAAGUCCACUCUCCGCUCAAGGCAGCGCUCGGCCAGCCUGUGGCGCUGGAGCACGAGGUGGUGCGGGACCUGCCGCCCGUGCUGGUGGGGGAGGGCUAUGCGGUGCCCAUGGUCCAGCGCCACGAGCACCACCACCGCCACGAGCACCACCACCACCACCACCACCACCACGCAUCCUAG